Molecule: messenger RNA, 4914 nt
Organism: Salarias fasciatus (jewelled blenny)
Lineage: Eukaryota; Metazoa; Chordata; Actinopteri; Blenniiformes; Blenniidae
Gene: kcnma1a
Product: potassium large conductance calcium-activated channel, subfamily M, alpha member 1a
Exons: 35
Coding region: 94-4101 (1335 amino acids)
Biological process (GO): potassium ion transmembrane transport
Cellular component (GO): postsynaptic membrane
Molecular function (GO): large conductance calcium-activated potassium channel activity
Source: RefSeq, a predicted model, not a curated record
UUCCAUUUUUUUUUUUGGCUUGUUUUUUUUUUCAAGCAAUAUGGCUGGUGAGUGGGGCUGGGGACGCUGGCACAGGCUCUCCAAGGCUCCUAAAUGCUAGCUGAGGCGGAUGGCACGGUUCCCCAUGGCAGCGACAGCUCUAUGAGGACAAGCAGUAUCAAUAAUAAUAUAAAUCCGGACUCUUCGAUUCUAAUAUCCAAGAUGGAAGACGUUGUCAUCCCGUUCUCGUCCGAGGUGCCAUGCGACAAUAAUGGACAGCGCAUGUGGUGGGCAUUCCUCGCCUCCUCCAUGGUGACGUUUUUUGGGGGUCUCUUCAUCAUCCUGCUAUGGAGGACCCUCAAAUAUCUGUGGACUGUUUGCUGCCACUGCAACAUUAAAAACAAGGAGGCUCAAAAGGUGAAUAACCCCGCCAACAAUCAGGCAGCAGACAGGCCGCCUAAGGGUCCUGAUGAGAAGGAGGAAGCGCCGGCCAGUGAGGUGGGAUGGAUGACUUCGGUCAAAGAUUGGGCUGGUGUCAUGAUCUCUGCUCAGACACUAACGGGCAGAGUUCUGGUGGUGUUAGUCUUUGCACUCAGCAUCGGGGCCCUUGGGAUAUACUUUAUAGACUCCUCAGAUCCUAUAGAAUCCUGCCAGAACUUCUACAAAGACUUCACGCUACAGAUUGAUAUGGCCUUCAAUGUCUUCUUCCUUCUUUACUUUGGCCUGCGGUUUAUAGCGGCCAACGACAAGCUGUGGUUCUGGCUGGAGGUCAACUCAGUGGUCGACUUCUUCACUGUUCCUCCCGUGUUUGUCUCCGUCUACUUAAACAGAAGCUGGCUUGGUUUAAGAUUUCUGCGAGCGCUAAGAUUGAUACAGUUCUCAGAAAUUUUACAAUUCUUGAAUAUCUUAAAAACAAGUAAUUCCAUCAAGCUGGUGAACCUGUGUUCCAUCUUCAUAAGCACAUGGCUCACAGCUGCCGGAUUCAUACAUUUGGUGGAAAACUCAGGGGAUCCUUGGGAAAACUUCCAAAAUUCCCAGUCUCUAUCCUACUGGGAAUGUGUCUAUUUGCUGAUGGUGACCAUGUCUACAGUGGGCUACGGGGAUGUCUAUGCAAAAACCACCUUAGGGCGGCUGUUCAUGGUCUUCUUCAUCCUUGGUGGUUUGGCCAUGUUUGCCAGCUACGUCCCUGAAAUCAUAGAGUUAAUAGGAAACCGCAAGAAAUAUGGUGGUUCCUAUAGUGCGGUUAAUGGGAGAAAGCAUAUUGUGGUCUGUGGUCAUAUUACUCUCGAAAGUGUCUCCAACUUCCUCAAAGACUUCCUACACAAGGACAGGGAUGAUGUCAAUGUAGAAAUUGUUUUUCUCCAUAAUAUUUCCCCUAAUCUUGAGCUGGAAGCCUUGUUCAAACGCCAUUUUACUCAAGUAGAGUUUUACCAGGGAUCUGUUCUCAACCCUCAUGACCUGGCCCGAGUGAAGAUCGAGUCAGCAGAUGCCUGCUUAAUCCUCGCCAACAAAUAUUGCGCAGAUCCUGAUGCUGAAGACGCCUCCAACAUAAUGAGGGUUAUUUCCAUCAAGAACUAUCAUCCCAAGAUCAGAAUCAUCACACAGAUGCUACAAUAUCACAAUAAGGCCCAUCUGCUCAACAUUCCAAGCUGGAACUGGAAGGAAGGUGACGACGCUAUCUGUCUGGCCGAGCUGAAGGCAGGCUUCAUUGCCCAGAGCUGUCUGGCCCAGGGCCUGUCCACCAUGCUCGCCAACCUCUUCUCCAUGAGGUCCUUCAUUGAGAUUGAGGAGGACACAUGGCAGAAGUAUUACCUUGAAGGAGUGGCUAAUGAGAUGUACACAGAGUAUCUGUCCAGUGCCUUUGUAGGCCUCUCCUUUCCCACUGUCUGCGAGCUGUGUUACGUGAAGCUGAAGCUGUUACUUAUUGCCAUUGAAUACAAGUCCGAGCAGAGAGAGAGCAGAAGCCGAAAGCGCAUCCUCAUCAACCCGGGAAACCAUGUCAAGAUGCAGGAGGGAACGCUGGGAUUCUUUAUCGCUAGUGAUGCCAAAGAAGUAAAGAGAGCAUUUUUCUACUGCAAAGCUUGUCAUGACGACAUCACAGACCCCAAACGGAUCAAGAAGUGUGGCUGCAAGCGACUGAUUUAUUCCAAGAUGUCCGUCUACAAACGAAUGAAACUGGCAUGUUGUUUUGAUUGCGGCCGUUCAGAGCAAGACUGCUCUUGCAUGUCAGGCAGUGUACAUAGUAACAUGGACACCCUUCAGAGGGCCUACCCACUUUCCUCUGUCUCUGUUCAUGAUUGCGCAACCACUUUACGUGCCUCCAAAUAUAAGUAUAAUGGAUAUGUCAGAUCACCAGCAGAUGGCGCUACAACACCAGGGAACAGUGGAAGCCAAAAAGAGACUGGCGUUCGAUUCAAAGCUGAUUGCAAUAUAGUUGAAGACGAGCAUCCAUCAACUCUCUCGCCCAAAAAAAAGCAGCGCAAUGGAGGGAUGCGAAACUCACCCAACUGCUCGCCCAAAAUGAUGAGUCGACACGACCCCCUUCUCAUUCCCGGAAAUGAACAAAUUGAGAACAUGGACAUGAACGUGAAGAGGUAUGACUCGACAGGGAUGUUUCACUGGUGCCCUUCAAAAGACAUCGAAAAAGUCAUCCUGACCCGGAGUGAAGCCUCCAUGACAGUGCUGAGCGGCCAUGUAGUGGUCUGUAUAUUUGGGGAUGUCACGUCCGCUUUAGUGGGGCUGCGAAACCUGGUGAUGCCUUUAAGAGCCAGCAACUUCCAUUACCACGAGCUUAAGCCUAUAGUCUUUGUUGGCUCGCUGGAUUACCUGCGAAGAGAGUGGGAAACUUUACACAACUUCCCCAAAGUUUCCAUCUUACCUGGUACACCAUUAAGUCGGGCAGAUUUAAGGGCUGUCAACAUCAACCUCUGCGACAUGUGCGUAAUACUGUCAGCCAAUCAGAACAAUAUCGAAGAUGCCUCACUGCAGGAUAAGGAAUGCAUCUUGGCAUCACUCAACAUCAAAUCUAUGCAGUUUGAUGACAGCAUCGGGGUCUUACAGGCUAAUUCCCAAGGUUUCACGCCUCCUGGAAUGGACAGGUCAUCUCCAGACAGCAGUCCAGUACAUGGCUUUGUGCGGCAGGCAUCUGUCACCACCGGAUCCAACAUCCCCAUCAUCACAGAACUCGCUAAACCUGGCAAACUACUGCCAUUGGUUUCACUCAGUCAGGAAAAAAAAAGUGGAACCAACAUACAAAUGAUAACAGAGCUGGUGAACGACUCAAACGUUCAGUUCUUGGACCAAGAUGACGAUGACGACCCAGACACGGAGCUGUACCUCACUCAGCCGUUCGCCUGCGGCACCGCCUUCGCUGUCAGCGUACUCGACUCCCUGAUGAGUGCGACGUACUUCAACGAUAAUAUCCUGACGCUGAUCCGGACGCUGGUCACAGGGGGAGCCACGCCGGAGCUGGAGGCCCUGCUGGCCGAGGAGAACGCGCUCAGAGGAGGCUACAGCACGCCGCAGACGCUGGCCAACAGAGACAGGUGUCGCGUCGCCCAGCUCGCCCUCUACGACGGGCCGUUCGCUGACUUGGGGGACGGCGGCUGCUAUGGGGACCUGUUCUGUAAAGCACUGAAGACAUACAACAUGCUGUGUUUUGGCAUCUACAGAUUAAGAGAUGCUCAUCUCAGCGCACCGAGCCAGUGCACAAAACGAUAUGUGAUCACAAACCCCCCCUACGAGUUUGAGCUGGUGCCCACAGACUUGAUCUUCUGCCUCAUGCAGUUCGACCACAACGCCGGCCAGUCCCGGACGAGCCUGUCCCACUCCUCCCACUCCUCCCAUUCCUCCAGCAAAAAGAGCUCCUCCGUGCACUCCAUCCCCCCCUCCAACCGGCAGAACCGCAGCAGUAAAACCCGAGAGGCGCGAGACAAACAGAAUGCAACAAGGAUGAAUAGAAUGGGCCAAGAAAAGAAAUGGUUUACAGAUGAACCCGAAAAUGCCUACCCCCGGAACAUUCAGAUCAAGCCCAUGAGCACUCACAUGGCCAACCAAGUCAACCAAUACAAAUCUACUAGUAGUCUGAUUCCACCAAUCAGAGAAGUUGAAGACGAAUGCUGAACACCCGGUUUUCCUCACCGAAUCACCAGACAACUGCACGCUCUUUAAAAAAGAGGUGGGAAGAGAUCUCCGGCGGAGGAGUGAUAACGAAGACUGACACAUUUCUCUUCACGCUUUCUUCUGAUCGAGGGUUGGACUGAACCCCCGGACUGGAAGGGACCUCCUAUGUGUAUACCUUUAAUGUUACUUCCAUGCUUUUGGACAUUGUUUUAUUUAUUAAUGUAUCCAUAGAGAUGUACAUAAUGACAAUCAAAUAAGGAUUGUACAGCCCCUUCCCCCUAGCACUUUUUGGAAUUAUUUUAAGAGUUGACAAAGAAAAAAACAAAAAAAAAAAAGAGAGAGAGUACUUCCUGUAAUUCUUUGCAAUAGUUCACCUCUUCAUGUGACCAGACUCCAUGGCUAAGGUGACUGGUUAUAGGAGGAUGAGGGUUGCAGCGAUGAACUGAUCAUAUCAUCUCCCAAAGAUUCACCCGGACGCGCCGCAUCAAAGCAGCUGGGUUCAUCAGCGUCACGUCUCCUAUCUGCUUCUGUUCUAUUUGCACUAAAACUGAACAAGUUUCUUUUGACAGAACAAACGGAAACAUCCGACCGACCCCCCCCCCCCACCCUUCAGAAUAAAAUGUCUCUCAGAGAGAUGAAAACGGGAUGGAAGGAAACGGCAAGGAACGAAGAGAGGACGGAGGGGCUGCUUGGCGUUGGAGACGUACCAAUCUUGUUUUUGGUUUGUUACACUUCAUGUCACUUGCUUAAGUUGUGCGACUUCACCUCGACUCGCGUCGAGUGGGAUCGCUCCCGACCUGCAGAACAACAAAA